Molecule: messenger RNA, 3780 nt
Organism: Wickerhamiella sorbophila
Lineage: Eukaryota; Fungi; Ascomycota; Dipodascomycetes; Dipodascales; Trichomonascaceae
Product: Protein transport protein SEC31
Exons: 1
Coding region: 1-3780 (1259 amino acids)
Biological process (GO): endoplasmic reticulum to Golgi vesicle-mediated transport; COPII-coated vesicle cargo loading; intracellular protein transport
Cellular component (GO): endoplasmic reticulum exit site; COPII vesicle coat
Molecular function (GO): structural molecule activity; protein binding
Source: RefSeq, a predicted model, not a curated record
AUGAAGCUCAAGGAGAUUCAGAGAACCGCGACUUUUGCGUGGUCUCCUCGUUCGGACGCACCACUGCUCGUUAGCGGAAGUGCGGCCGGUGCUAUCGACCCGGACUUUUCGUCUGCAACGCGUCUAGAGCUUUGGCGCUUGGAUUUGACUGACCGUUCGGCUACUGGCUUCAUCCAGUCCCAGCCGGCGGCUACGUUAGAGACGGACGCUUGCUUCUACGACUUGGAUUUUAGCAACGACAGCUACCAUGUUGCCGGUGCCCUUGAAAAUGGCCGCGUUGGCAUUUGGGGAGUUGAGUCUAUGGGUCAACCUAGUCCGCAACUCAAACAGGUGUUUUCUGGAAUGCAUCCCAAUGGUGCUGCCCAUGUUGUGAGAUUUGGCAGACAUAAUGCCAAACAGUUAGCGUCUGGUGGUGCAAAUGGGCAAAUUUUGAUUUGGAACCUCGAUAGACUUAAUGAGCCCACUACUCCCAGUACCCAAACUAGUCGCACCGAGGACGUUACCGACUUGGCUUGGAAUAAACGGGUAGGACAUAUUCUGGCUUCGACUGGUCGCACUGGGUUUACUUCUAUCUGGGACCUGAACAAGAGACGUGAGGUACUUCACCUGCAUUACACCUCUUCUUCUGGUCAGCGUCUGCCUGUCUCCAGCGUUGCUUGGCAUCCCACAAACUCCACCAAACUUGUGACCGCAUUGAUCGACGACCAAGAGCCUGUAAUCUUGUCCUGGGAUCUACGAAAUGCCAGCGUGCCUGAGAAGGUUAUGCGUGGGCACACUUCCGGUGUCCUUAGUUUGGACUGGUGCGACCAAGACGAACAGCUUUUACUUUCCUCGGGACGUGACAACCGCACUUUGCUUUGGGAUCCUAUUAACGGUGAGAUGCUUGGUGAGUAUCCUGUUUCUGUAAACUGGGCAUUCAAAAGUCGCUUCCAUCCAAGCUUGCCCGACCUGUUUGCGACCUCCACCCUCGACAACCAGAUCGUUGUUCAAACCCUCCAGGAUACUCAAUCAUCUAGUGCAAGUGAACCCAGUGCCACUCAAGCCACUGGUGACGAUUUCUGGAGCUCUGAUAUUGUGAUGGAUACAGUCCACCCUCGCUUUACUCUCCAGCAUGCUCCUGCGUGGUUGCAGCGACCUGUUAGCGCCUCGUUCGGGUUUGGUGGCACCAUCGCUGUCGUCCAAAAUAACAAGGUUCGUAUUGAGCGCAUCACUGAUGACUCUUUGAGUAUUGAUACCCAAAGCUUCUCCAAUGCCUUGACCUCUGGCGAUCUCAAAUCGAUCGCGCAGGCUCGUGCGGGUGCCGAUUGGGCUGUUCUAUCCAAGUUUAUCGAGUCCAACGAUAGCGCGAAGGUCCUAUCUCAAUACGUUGAACCUGAGUCUGAAGUUGAGGAUAUUACAGACGAGUUCAGUAUUUCUCCCGCACCCUACAAUCCUAUGCAUGAAUUCAAACUCUUGGACGGUAGCCACGAUAAAGUCACGAAACUUGUACUGUCGCAGCAGUACGAGAAGGCAAUUGACCAGCUUAUCAAUGCAGGUGAAUACUCUGAUGCUCUUCUGGUCGCAUCAUAUGCCCCUAAUAAUGCUGAAUUGUUGGCCCGUGCUCAAAAUGCUUAUUUGUCGGCUGAGGCUGAUGCCAAGCCUUACUUGAGAACAACUUGGGCUGUUGCAAAUGAAAAGGUUGUGCCACUAGCUGGCAGUACCGAGUUGGAUGCUUGGCCACACACCUUGCGUGCUGUUCUGGCCUCCAAGAGCGAUGUGACAGCUACUACCAAGAUUCUGGGUGACCGGCUUUUAGCAGCAGGUAAGCGUGAUGACGCUGUGCUUGUCUAUCUGAUCGGUUCUAAUGUGGCUGCUGUGGCUGCUGUUUGGCUCAAAGAGCUUCCUGAGAUCCAACGUCAGCUUGUGUCUGAGUCCAACACUGCGUAUGCCGCCCACGUCAAGUCUUUGCAACAAGUCAUUGAGAAAAUAACUAUUGCUCAGCGUGCUACAAACGCGUCGGCUUCUGGCUCCGGAGAUGAGGCUCAGGAUGAGCAUCUUUUCGAAGCUUUCCGUGAAUACGCCCAGAUUGUUUCCUCUCAGGGUGAGGUUCAACUUGCAAAUACUUUCCUGAACAUGUUACCUGCUAAAUAUCACCCAGCAAACAGUACUUCCAAGGCUGAAAAGACUCCAUAUGGGCAGCAACCUCCGCUAGGGCGACCCAGCGCUGGUACUACUGCUGGUGCGCCCAAAUCGCCCUACAGGCCUUACGGCAAACGCCCUGCUAACGCUACGUUGCCGGUGAGUACACCGGCGGCCCCGGCGGCUCCGGCGGUCUCCAGUACCACUGCAACUGUCACACCAGUUCGACAGUUUCCAAGCAACCCUUACUCUCAACCUUCGAAUCCGUACGCAGGCGCUGCGGCAGCCACUGCUUCCUCUGCUUCUUCGAAUCCGUACGCUGGUGCUGCGGUAGCCACUAACCCUUAUGCUAACGCUGCUUCUAGCGUUACUUCUAGUGCUCCUUCUCCUGCUCCAUCGACCUCGUUUGCUCCACCUCCUCGCGCAGGGACUGCUGCAGCCUCCAUUGCGGCUUCUUCAGCUGCAAAUGCGGGUAAUAACAACCAAAAACCGUUGCCUCCAUCUGCUGCUAGUCGACCUCCUGCUCAUGGCUGGAACGAUUUGCCCGAGAUUGCGAAAACUGUUCGCCGAACCCCUGUUGCACCUCAGAUCAUCACACCCAACUAUGCUGUUUCCAGCCCGGUAUUGAAUGGAAACCAGCCUCCUCCUAAGGCAGGAACAACAUCCAGAAGAGCUAGCGGACAGUCGUCGACACCCAGUAUGGAGAGCAAGCCAUUUUCAGCUGAACCUCUACCUACACCUAAUGCUUUGCCGGCUAUACUUGGAGGCGCGCCAUCUCCUUCGUCGCCCGCACCACCCGCUAUUCAGCGCACCGUGAGCAACCCUUAUGCACCACCACCUCCUCCUCCUGCUGUCCCGCAAGAAGCACCCACUGGACCUGAAUCGGCGGUUACAGUUCCGAAACCCGAGCCAAUGCGGAGGCCGUCUGUUAAGAUGAACCCUUACGCUGCUGCAUCUGCUGCACCUAUGGCUGCACCCCAAAAUACGAUUGCUACUCCUUCCGGCCCUGGGUCAAUUGGAAUUCCUCCUCCUACGGCUACGACACCUACGUAUGGUACGCGUCCUGCUGCGUUUGCUCCUCCCCCGGUCGCAAUCGUCCCACCAGUGCCUCAGCCAAUUGUUCAGCCUUCGGUCCCAGCCUUUGCCCAAGCAACCGCGCCAAUUGCUGCUCCGCCGCCUGUUUCCGGUGCGCCGCCGCCGGGGCCAGCACGCGCUUCUAGUCGGGCUACUCCGUCAGCCUCUGCUGCCGCAGUUCUCUCAGAUCCAGCAUCUGGACCUCCUAUACCUGCAGCUUCGGAAACCCAAGCCAAAUAUCCACCUGGCGAUCGUGAGCAUAUUCCCGCCCACACCAAACCAAUCUAUGAAACUCUUCAUGGCGAGCUUGCUCGAGUACAGCCAGUUAUUUCAGCACAGUACCCCAAGCAAUUCAAAGAUACCUCCAGGCGUCUUGACAUUCUUUUUGAUCUGCUCAAUAAUGACUCUGUUCUCGACAGCGAGGCCAUUGGACUUCUCACUAAAAUGACUACGGCACUGCGUGGCAAAGAUUUUGAAGCUGCCCGCAGCGCUCAGGUCGAGCUCCAUGCUGCUAAAAGUGAGCAGUGUGGACAAUGGAUGACCGGCGUCAAGCGUCUUAUCGACAUGGCGGCUGCUAUCCCGACUUAA